Messenger RNA from Naegleria lovaniensis, 1146 nucleotides. RefSeq lists its product as uncharacterized. Bases 1 to 1146 code for a protein of 381 amino acids. The transcript has a single exon. NCBI's taxonomy places the organism in Eukaryota, Heterolobosea, Eutetramitea, Acrasida, Naegleriidae. The record is from RefSeq and is a predicted model, not a curated record.
AUGAAUCGCCUUUCUCAAACAUCUCGCUUCUCAUUUCUGUUGAGAACAUUACACCAACAACAACAAGCCUUGUCUUUCCAUACUGCUCUCAACUUUAAUCGUAUAGGCUCAAUUUUUGAUGUCCCAUCAGAAGAUAGUAAAUCCGAUGAUAAUGCCAUUUUCAAGUCUCUUACCAAAACAAUUGAUGAGGGAGUUAUUCCUUCUCAACAUCAACCACAGGGAAGACGUGCUCAAAAAGCAAACAAACAACAGAAUCAACAACUCAACGCUGGUAGCAAAAUUAUGAGACAUAUUUUCGAAGAAUUACAGAAUAGUGAGGCCCAACAACAACAACAAGCUGCAUCAUCAACCUCGGAUUCCACAGUAGACAAACAUGCUUUUGAUAGUUUUUUAUUUGGUGAUUCAAAGGCAGACAUGAGCUCUCUUCAAUCUCUCAUGCAACAACAAGGAACAGCCAACAUAGCUGAAGAGUAUUUCUGUGGUGAAAAGAUAGCUCAUCAAGACCCUGUUACGAAAGAACAAUUCAUUAAAGGAAAAGUAAAACUAAUUUCCGAAGCACUUGCAAAGGUUUCAGCAGAACAAAUUGAAGCCUUGUCGAGCCAGACUUUGAAAAUGGUGGAAUUGUUGCGAGGCACGAAAGAAAACUCUGAAGUUAGCGAAAUUGAAAAAGUUUUUCUCUCUAUCGAAAAACCAACAAGCACUGAUUUUAACUUGAUGGCUAAAGCAUAUUCUAAGGAUGUUAGCCAACGUGUUGGCUUGAAGCAUGCUCUUGACAAACAAUUACAGAGUCCUCAAUCAUUUGGAAGUGUAUUAAUGCAAGCAUUUGCAAAAUUAGGAGAGGUUGAAAACAUGCAACAGCUUGUGGAUGACGGUACUGUGAAUAGGGAUGCUAUUGCAUACAUAUUCUUACUCAAGAAUUUGAAAGAGGCCAGAGCUAGCUUUGAAGUUCUUAAACAAUUUUACGAAUCUGUUCCACAAGAAAUGAAAGAAGAGGGAUCAUUUAUUUAUGAAAGUCUGAAGAGAGAGGAACAGAUUCAUAGUAUGGAACAAGUUCUAAUGAAAGAGGGACCUCCAUUAGAAUCCACUUAUUUCAACCCAUACGUAACACCAGUGUAUGGUUUCAAUAGACCUUAUCCUAAGAAGUAG